Alexandromys fortis (reed vole) is the source of this 14156-nucleotide messenger RNA. RefSeq names its product FAT atypical cadherin 2 (gene Fat2). The record is from RefSeq and is a predicted model, not a curated record. Lineage: Eukaryota; Metazoa; Chordata; Mammalia; Rodentia; Cricetidae. Gene Ontology annotation, cellular component: plasma membrane; catenin complex. The transcript has 22 exons. Gene Ontology annotation, molecular function: calcium ion binding; cadherin binding. Gene Ontology annotation, biological process: homophilic cell-cell adhesion. Bases 1 to 12822 code for a protein of 4273 amino acids.
AUGACUCUUGUUCUGCUGGGUCUAGCCAUCCUGUUGCUCCACCGUGUGGCCUGUGAGAAACCCCUAGAAGAAACCAUUCCUCCCUUGGCUUGGCGCUUCACACAUUCCCUGUAUAAUGCCACCAUCUACGAAAACUCGGCUCCCAAGACCUACGUGGAAAGUCCAGUGAAGAUGGGCAUGUACCUGGCGGAUCCCCAGUGGGUGGUGAAGUACCGGAUCAUCUCUGGAGAUGCAGCCGGAGUGUUUAAGACUGAGGAGUACAUGGUGGGCAACUUCUGCUUUCUUAGGAUAAGAACCAAGAGCAGCAACACGGCGCUGCUCAACAGGGAGGUACGAGACAGCUACACGCUCAUAGUGCAAGCGUCAGACAAGAGCCUGGAGUUUGAAGCACUGACCCAAGUGGUCAUCCACAUCCUGGACCAGAAUGACCUGAAGCCCCUCUUCUCCCCACCUUCCUACAGAGUCACCAUCUCUGAGGACAAGCCCCUCAAGAGCCCCAUCUGCAAAGUGACUGCCACGGAUGCCGAUCUGGGCCAGAACUCUGAGUUCUAUUAUGCCUUUAAUGCCAGGUCAGAGGUGUUUGCCAUCCAUCCCACCAGUGGGGUGGUCACUGUGGCUGGGAAGCUGAAUGUCACAUGGCGAGGGAAGUAUGAGCUCCAGGUGCUGGCUGUGGACCGCAUGAGAAAAAUCUCAGAGGGCAAUGGGUUUGGCAACUUGGCUCCAUUGGUAAUUUACGUGGAGCCUGUGCACAGGAAGCCCCCAGCUAUCACCUCCGUGGUCAUGGCUCCAUCAGAUGGUGAUGAAGGUGACAUUUAUGCCACUGUCACGGUGGAAACAAAUGACUCUGGAGCUGAAGUAGAUUCCCUGGAGGUGGUUGGUGGUGAUCCUGGAAAGUACUUCAAAGCCUUCCAGUCCUAUGCCCAAGUCAACAAGUUCAACUUGGUGGCAGUCAGGGCUAUUAACUGGGAAGAACACCCGCAUGGCUUCAACCUCAGCUUCCAGGUCCACAGUAGGAACAGACCUCCUGCCCACUCCCCCAUCAGGGCUUUCCACUUCCCACCCUCCAAGCUGAACAACCUCAGAUUUGAGAAGACGGUUUACAGAGUAAAGCUCAGUGAAUUCUCCCCUCCUGGAAGUCGCGUGGCAUUGGUGAAGGUCACCACUGCCCUCCCCACUUUGCGUUAUGUUCUAAAGCCAUCCUCUGGGAACACGGUAUUCAAGCUCAAUGCUCGCACAGGCCUGAUCACCACCAUGAAGCAUGUGAACUUCAAUGACCAAAACCAGUACCAGCUCCACGUGAAAACCUCCCUGGGCCUGGCUACCACCACAGUGAUCAUUGACGUUGUGGACUGUAACAACCACGCCCCAGUCUUCAACAGGUCUUCCUACGAAGGCACCUUCGAUGAGAACAUCCCUCCUGGUACCAGUGUUUUGACCGUGACAGCCACAGACCAGGACCACGGGGACAACGGACAUGUCACCUAUUCCAUUGUUGGCCCUAAAACUGUCCCAUUUUCUAUUGACCCUUACCUGGGGGUCAUCUCCACCACCAAACCCAUGGACUAUGAACUCAUGAAAAGAAUAUAUACCUUCCGGGUCCGGGCAUCAGACUGGGGGUCUCCUUUUCGCCAGGAGAAGGAGGUGUCUGUUUCUCUGAGGCUCAAGAAUUUGAAUGACAACGAGCCUAUGUUUGAGGAAGUCAACUGUACUGUGUCCCUUCGUCAAGAUGCACCAGUCGGGAAAUCGAUAAUGGCUGUGUCCGCCAUAGACAUGGAUGAACUUCAGAACCUAAGGUAUGAAGUUGUGUCUGGCAAUGAACAAGACUAUUUCUAUCUUAACCAUUUCUCAGGGGUGAUAUCUCUCAAACGCUCUUUUAUGAAUCUCACUGCCGUUCGACCUACCAACUAUUCUCUGAAAAUUACAGCCUCUGACGGCAAGAACUAUGCAUCCCCCACAACUCUGAAAGUCACUGUGGUGAAGGACCCUCACUCUGAGGUCCCUGUACGGUGUGAUAAAACAGGAGUGCUGACCCAUAUCACAAAAACCAUCCUCCAGUCCGCCGGGCUCCAGGGCCAAGAGUUGGGUGAAGAGGAAUCCACCUCCCUCAGCAACUAUCAGAUCAACCACCAUGCUCCCCAGUUUGAGGACCACUUACCCCAGUCCAUCGACAUUCUAGAGCAGGUGCCCGUUAACACCCCCUUGGCCCGCCUGGCAGCCACUGACCCAGAUGCUGGCUUUCACGGCAGUCUGGUCUAUGUGAUUGCAGAUGGCAAUGAGGAAGGUUGUUUUGACAUUGAGCUGAAGACGGGGCUGCUCACGGUGGCAGCAGUCUUGGACUAUGAGACCACCAGCUUCUACGUCCUCAAUGUGACUGUGUACGACCUGGGCACUCCCCAGAAGUCCUCCUGGAAACUGUUGACUGUGACCGUGAAAGACUGGAAUGAUAACCCACCCAGGUUUCCUCCGGGUGGGUACCAGCUCACUAUUUCUGAGGAUACAGACGUUGGAACCACAAUCGCAGAGCUGAAGACAAAAGACGCUGACUCAGAGGAUAAUAGGAGGGUUCGCUACACUCUGCUAACCCCCACCGAGAAGUUCUCUCUCCACCCACUCACUGGGGAGCUGGUUGUCACAGGACACCUCGACCGGGAAUCAGAGGCUCGGUACAUACUCAAGGUAGAAGCCAGAGACCAGCCCAUGAAUGGCCACCAGCUCUUCUCUGUCACCGACUUGAUAAUCACAUUGGAGGAUACCAAUGACAACCCUCCGCAGUGUAUCACACAGCACAGUAGACUGAAGGUGCCAGAGGACAUGCCCCUUGGGACAGUCUUGACAUUUCUAGAUGCAUCUGACCCUGACCUGGGCCCUGCAGGUGAAGUGAGAUAUACCCUGGUGGAUGACGUCCAUGGAACCUUCCGGGUGGAGCUGAUGACCGGAGCUCUGAGUCUGGAAAGAGAGCUGGACUUUGAGAAGCGGGCUGGUUACAAUCUGAGCCUUUGGGCCAGUGACAGUGGGAAGCCUCUAGCCCGCAGGACCCUCUGCCAUGUAGAAGUAUUAGUCCUGGAUGUAAAUGAGAACCUCCACUCUCCUCGCUUCUCAUCCUUUGUAUAUCAGGGCCAGGUGCAGGAGAACAGCCCUGCAGGGACCGCGGUCAUGGUAGUCACGGCCCAGGACAAUGACAGUGGCUUGGAUGGAGAGCUCCAGUACUUCCUACGGGCUGGCACUGGCCUGGAAGCCUUCAGCAUCAACCAAGACACAGGAAUGCUCGAGACUCUGGCACCACUGGACCGAGAAUUCACACCCUUCUACUGGUUGACGGUACUGGCUGUGGACAGGGGCUCGAUUCCCCUCUCUGCCGUCACUGAAGUCUACAUUGAGGUUACGGACAUCAACGACAACAUACCCUGCAUGUCGCAGCCCGUGUUCUACCCCUCUGUCCAAGAAGAUGCCCCCUUGGGUACCUCCGUGCUUCAGCUGGAGGCCUGGGACCCAGACUCCAGCUCUCAAGGGAAGCUAACCUUCAACCUUACCAGUGGGAACCACAUGGGCUACUUUGUCAUUCAUCCUUCCACAGGUCUGCUCUCCACUGCCAGACAGCUGGACCGAGAGAGCAAAGACGAGCAUGUCCUGGAGGUGACUGUGCUGGAUAACGGGGAGCCCCCUCUAAAGUCCACCUCCAGAGUGGUGGUGUGUAUCUUGGAUGUCAAUGACAACCCGCCCGUGUUCUCCCACAAGCUCUUCAAUGUCCGCCUUCCUGAGAGACUGAGCCCCUUGUCCUCGAAGCCUGUGUACAGGCUGGUGGCUUCAGAUCCAGAUGAAGGUCUCAACGGCGACAUCACCUACAGCAUUGAGGAGAGUGAUGAGGAGGGCUUCAGAAUUGACCCUGUCACGGGGGUUGUAUCCUCCAGCAGCACUUUUGCGGCAGGAGAAUACAAUAUCCUAACGAUCAAGGCAACAGACAGUGGGCAGCCAGCCCUCUCCACCAGUGUCCGACUUCACAUUGAAUGGAUUCCCCAGCCUCGGCCAUCCUCCAUCCCACUGUCCUUUGAUGAGCCCCACUACAGCUUCACAGUCAUGGAAACGGACCCUGUGAACCACAUGGUGGGAGUCAUCAGUGUAGAAGGGCGGCCUGGCCUCUUCUGGUUCCAUAUCUCAGAUGGGGAUAAGGACAUGGACUUUGACAUUGAGAAGACCACGGGCAGCAUUGCCAUAGCCAGGCCUCUUGAUACAAGGAGAAAGUCAAGCUAUAACUUGACUGUGGAGGUGACGGAUGGGUUCCACACAAUUGCCACCCAGGUCCACAUCUUCAUGAUUGCCAACAUCAACCGCCAUCGGCCUCAGUUUCUGCGGGAUCACUAUGAAGUCACGGUCCCCCAGGACACACUGCCUGGGGUAGAACUCCUCCAGGUCCAGGCCUCGGAUCAAGACAAUGGCAAGGGCCUCAUCUAUACCAUCCACAGCAGCCAGGACCCUGGAAGUGCCAGCCUCUUCCAGCUGGACCCAAGCAGUGGAGUGUUGGUGACAGUGGGGAGAUUGGACCUGCUCUCCUGGCCUUCUCGGCACAUUCUGAUGGUCAUGGUCCGAGACCAAGAGAUGCCCAUCAAGAGGAACUUUGUGUGGGUGACCAUUCACGUGGAGGAUGGAAACCUCCACUCACCUCACUUCACUCAGCUCCAUUAUGAGGCAAAUGUUCCUGACACCACCGCCCCUGGCACGGAGCUGCUGCAGGUCCGAGCUGUGGAUGCUGACCGGGGAGCCAACGCUGAAGUCCAUUAUUCCUUCCUUAAAGGGAACAGUGAAGGUUUCUUCAACAUCGACGCCUUCCUAGGCACCAUCACAGUAGCCCAGAGACUGGAUCAUGUCCACCACACAAGGUAUACGUUAACUGUGAAGGCAGAAGAUCAAGGCUCCCCCCAGAGGCAUGACCUGGCUGUGGUGGUCAUUCAUGUCCACCCCUCCGACAACAGCGCUCCCGUCUUUUCAAAAGAUGAGUAUUUCAUAGAGAUCUCAGAAUCAGUCCCUGUUGGUUCCCCGAUCCUCCUCAUCUCUGCCACAAGCUCCUCUGAAGUCACCUAUGAGUUAAGAGAGGGGAACAAGGGUGGCGUGUUCGCCAUGAACUCCUAUUCCGGCCUCAUCUCCACCAAGAAGCGCUUAGACCAUGAGAAAAUCUCAUCCUACCAACUGAAGAUCCGAGGCAGCAACACGGCUGGCGUGUUCACGGAUGUGGUGGCUCUUGUCUACGUCAUCGAUGAGAACGACAACGCUCCUGCGUUUCUAAAGUCAACCUUUGUGGGCCACAUCAGUGAGGUGGCUCCUCCACACAGUAUGAUCCUGGACGAAGACAACAGCCCCUUAGUGAUCCGUGCCUCUGACAGUGACCAGGAAGCCAAUUCCUUGUUGGUCUAUAAAAUCUUGGAGCCAGAAAUUUUAAAGUUUUUCAAAGUUGACCCUAGUAUGGGAACCCUAACGAUCACAUCAGAGCUGGAUUACGAGAACACACCCUUGUUCCAAUUCAACAUCUAUGUUCAUGACCAAGGAACACCCAUCUUAUUUGCACCCAGACCUGCCAAGGUCAUCAUCCAUGUCCGAGAUGCGAAUGACUCUCCCCCCAGGUUCUCAGAGCAGAUAUACGAAGUGGCGGUUGUGGGACCCGUCCACCCUGGCAUGAAGCUUCUCACAGUGCAGGCCAAGGAUGAUGACUCCGAAGUCACCUACAGCAUUAAAACUGGCGACAUGGAUGAAGCUGUUGCCAUUCAUCCCCUAACAGGCCAAAUAACUGUGGUUAAUCCUGCUGUUCUGGGGUUUUCUCGGAAGCUCACCAUCAAGGCUUCUGAUGGUCUGUAUCAAGACACUGCACUGGUAAAAAUAUCGUUGACCCAAGUCCUUGACAAAAGCUUGCGGUUUGAUCAGGAUAUCUACAGGGCAAGAGUGAAGGAGAAUAUACCACACAGAAAGGCACUGGUGAUUCUUGGUGUCCAUGGAAACCAUUUGAAUGACACCCUUUCCUACUUCCUCUUGAAUGGCACAGACUUAUUUCAUGUGGUCAAGUCAGCAGGUGUGUUGCAAACCAGAGGAGUGACGUUUGAUCGGGAGCAGCAAGAUACUCAUGAAGUGGUAGUGGAAGUGAGGGACAAUCGGGUCCCUCAACGAGUGGCUCAGGCUCUAGUUAGGGUCUCUGUUGAGGAUGCCAAUGACAAUGCCCCUGAGUUUCAGCAUCUGCCCUAUUACACAGUCAUCCAAGAUGGCACCGAACCCGGGGAUGUCCUCUUUCAGGUAUCUGCCACUGAUAAGGAUUUGGGAGCCAAUGGGACAGUCACAUAUGGGUUUGCGGAAGAUUAUGCCUAUUUCCGGAUUGACCCCUAUGUUGGGGACAUAUCACUUAAGAAGCCCUUUGAUUAUCAAGCUUUGAAUAAGUAUCACCUCAAAGUCAUUGCUCGGGAUGCAGGUACCCCACCCCUCCAAACUGAGGCAGAGGUGCAUGUCACCGUCAGAAAUAAAUCCAACCCAUUGUUUCAGAGUCCUUACUACAGAGUCAAAGUCCCUGAAAAUAUUACCCUCUACACCCCGAUUCUCCACACACAGGCCCGGAGUCCGGAAGGACUGCGGCUCAUCUACAACAUCGUUGAGGAAGAGCCUUUGAUGCUAUUCACCACAGACUUUAAGACAGGUGUCCUUAUGGUGACAGGACCUCUGGACUAUGAAUCUAAGAACAAACAUGUGUUCACGGUAAGAGCCACAGACACGGCUCUGGGGUCCUUUUCUGAAGCCACAGUAGAAGUCUUAGUUGAGGACAUCAAUGACAACCCUCCUACUUUUCCCCAAAUGGUAUAUACCACUUCGGUUUCUGAGGGCUUACCUGCUCAGACCCCCGUGAUCCAACUGUUGGCUUCUGACCAAGACUCGGGACAGAACCAAGAUGUCUCCUAUGAGAUUGUGGAGGAUGGCUCAGAUGUCUCUAAGUUCUUCCAGAUCAAUGGGAGCACGGGGGAGAUGUUCACCAUGCGAGAGCUGGACUAUGAAGCCCAACAGCACUUUCACGUGAAAGUCAGGGCUAUGGAUAGAGGCGAUCCCCCCCUCACCGGCGAAACCCUUGUGGUCGUCAAUGUGUCUGACAUCAAUGACAACCCCCCAGAGUUCAGAGAACCUCAGUAUGAAGCCAACGUCAGUGAGCUAGCCACCUGUGGCCAUCUGGUUCUAAAAGUUCAAGCCCUUGACCCUGACGUGGGGGACACCUCCCGCCUGGAGUACCUGAUUCUUUCUGGCAACCAGGACCGACAUUUCUCCAUCAAUAGCUCAUCAGGAAUCAUUUCUAUGUUCAACCUUUGCAAAAAGCAGCUGGGCUCAUCUUACAACUUGAGGGUAGGGGCUUCUGAUGGGGUCUUCCGAGCAACUGUGCCUGUAUAUAUCAACACCACAAAUGCCAACAAGUAUAGCCCCGAGUUCCAGCAACAUGUCUAUGAAGCCGAAUUAGCUGAGAAUGCAAGAGUGGGGACAAAGGUGAUUGAGUUGCUAGCCAUAGACAAAGACAGUGGUCCAUACGGUACAGUGGAUUACACCAUCAUCAAUAAGCUAGCAGGGGAAAGGUUCUUCAUAAAUCCCCGUGGUCAGAUCACCACUCUACAGAAACUGGACCGGGAAAAUUCAACCGAAAGGGUGAUUGCUAUUAAGGUUAUGGCAAGGGAUGGAGGGGGGAAAGUGGCCUUCUGCACUGUGAAAAUCAUCCUCACUGAUGAAAAUGACAAUGCCCCACAAUUCAAAGCGUCUGGGUACACCGUGUCCAUCCCAUCCAAUGUCAGCAGAGACUCCCCUGUCAUCCAAGUACUGGCUUAUGAUGCAGAUGAAGGUCGGAAUGCAGAUGUCACCUAUUCAGUAGACUCGGCUGAGGACCUGGCUGACGAGAUCAUUGAAGUCAAUCCCACCACUGGUGUGGUCAAGGUGAAGGAGAGCCUGGUGGGGCUGGAAAACAGGGCUGUUGACUUCAAUAUCAAAGCCCAGGAUGGUGGCCCUCCGCACUGGGACUCUCUGGUACCAGUACGACUGCAAGUGGUUCCUAAUGAAGUACCUUUGCCCAAGUUUUCUGAACCUCUGUAUACUUUCUCUGCAUCUGAAGAUCUUCCAGAAGGUUCUGAAAUUGGGUUUGUGAAAGCCGUAGCUGCUCAAGAUCCAGUCAUCUACAGUCUGGUUCAGGGUACCACUCCAGAGAGCAACAGGGAUGGUGUCUUCUCCUUGGACCAAGACACGGGCGUCCUGAAGGUGAGGAAGGCCAUGGACCACGAGUCUACUAAAUGGUAUCAGAUUGACCUGAUGGCGCAUUGCCCUCAUGAGGAUACUGACUUGGUUUCAUUGGUCUCUGUCAACAUUCAAGUGGAAGAUGUCAAUGACAAUAGGCCUGUAUUCGAGGCUGAUCCAUAUAAGGCUUUCCUCACUGAGAAUAUGCCAGGAGGGACCACAGUCAUCCAGGUGACUGCCAAUGACCAGGACACCGGGAGUGAUGGACAGGUGAGCUACAGACUGUCAGUGGAGCCCGGGAGCAGCAUCCAUGAACUCUUUGCUGUUGACAGUGAGAGUGGCUGGAUCACCACACUCCAGGAGCUCGACUGUGAGACUCAACAGACUUAUCGUUUCUAUGUGGUGGCCUUUGACCAUGGACAGACCAUCCAGCUGUCUUCUCAGGCCCUGGUCGAGGUAUCCGUCACGGACGAGAACGACAACCCCCCUCGGUUUGCUUUUGAAGACUAUAGAGGCUCUGUGGUGGAGAACAGCGAGCCUGGUGAGCUUGUGGCCACUCUGAAAACUUUGGAUGCUGACAUCUCGGAGCAGAACCGGCAGGUGACCUGCUACAUCACAGAGGGAGACCCCUUGGGUCAGUUUGGCAUCAGUCAAGUUGGGGAUGAAUGGAGGAUCUCCUCAAAGAAGACUCUGGACCGAGAGCACAUAGCCAAGUAUCUACUCAGAAUCACAGCGUCAGAUGGCAAGUUCCAGACUUCAGUCCCUGUAGAGGUCUUCGUCCUGGACAUCAAUGAUAACAGCCCACAGUGCUCACAGCUUCUCUACACUGGCAGAGUCCGUGAAGACGUCACUCCUGGACACUUCAUCUUGAAAGUUUCUGCCAUAGAUGCAGACAUGGACACCAAUGCUCAGAUCACAUACUCUCUGCAUGGACCCGGGGCCCAGGAAUUCAAGCUGGACCCUCACACAGGUACCAAUGCCCAGGUGAUGUACUCACUGACGGACUCUGCUGAUGGCCAGUUCUCCAUUGAUGCCACUUCGGGGGUGAUUCGUCUGGAGAAGCCUCUGCAGGUCAGAUCAAACUCAGCUCUGGAGCUCACAGUCCAGGCCUCAGACCUAGGCAUCCCAAUACCACUCUCCACCUUGGGCACUGUCACAGUCUCCGUGGUGGGCCUGGAAGACUACCUUCCCAUCUUCCUGAAUGCGGAGCACAGCACACAGGUGCCCGAGGAUGCUGUGAUAGACACGGAGAUACUGCAGCUGGCUACCCUCACACGCCCGGGCUCAGAGAAGACUGGUUACCGCAUCACGGGUGGGAAUGAGCAGGGGAAGUUCCGACUGGAUGCUCACACAGGCAUCCUAUAUGUCAACGGGAACCUGGACUAUGAGACAACUCCCAAGUACUUCCUGUCUAUUGAAUGCAGCCGGAAGAGCUCUUCCUCCCUCAGUGAUGUGACCACCAUUGUGGUUAAUGUCACUGAUGUUAAUGAACACCACCCCAGAUUCACCCAUGACUUGUACACUGUGAGGGUCUUAGAGAACGCUGCUGUCGGUGAUGCCAUCUUGACCGUAUCAGCAUCUGAUGACGAUGGCCCUGUAAAUAGUGCCAUUACCUACAGUCUGGUUGAAGGGAACCAGCUUGGACACUUCACCAUAAACCCAAAGAAGGGGAAGCUUCAGGUGGCCAAGGCACUGGACUGGGAACAGACACCCAGCUAUUCCCUGAGGCUCCGAGCCACAGACAGUGGGCAGCCCCCAUUGCAUGAGGACACAGAAGUGGCUGUUGAGGUGGUUGAUGUCAAUGACAACCCACCCAGGUUCUUCCAGCUCAACUACAGCACCGCUGUCCAGGAGAACUCCCCCAUUGGCGUCAAAGUCCUGCAGCUGAUCCUGGAUGAUCCUGACUCUCCACAGAAUGGGCCCCCUUACUCCUUCCGGAUCACUAAGGGGAACACUGGGUCUGUGUUCCGAGUGACGCCCGAUGGAUGGCUAGUGACAGCUGCGGGCCUGAGCAGGAGGGCCCAGGAGUGGUAUCAGCUUCACAUCGAGGCCUCAGACAGUGGCCUCCCGCCCUUGUCAUCUUCCACACUGGUCAGAGUACACGUGACAGAGCAGAGCCGCUACCCACCCUUCACACUCCCACUGGAGAUCUUCAUCACAGUGGCAGAGGAGGAAUUCCAGGGUGGCAUGGUAGGUAAAAUCCAUGCCACAGACCGAGACCCACAGGACACACUGACCUACAGCCUGGAGCUAAAGGAAAGCCUGGGCAGGUACUUCUCAGUGGGUGCAUCAGAUGGCAAGAUUAUCGCCUCCCAAGGACUGCCUCGUGGCCGAUACUCCCUCAACGUCACAGUCAGUGACGGGACCUUCACCACCACCACUGGGGUCCACGUCCACGUGUGGCACAUGGGGCAGGAGGCUCCUCCGCAAGCCGUGUGGCUGGGUUUUCAUCAGGUCACCCCUGAAGAACUGGUGAGCGACCACUGGCGCAACCUGCAGAGAUUCCUCAGCAAUACCCUGGACAUCAAACGAGCCAACAUCCACCUGGCCAGCCUGCAGCCUGCAGAGGCCACGGCUGGCGUGGAUGUGCUUCUGGUCUUUGAGGGGCAUUCCGGAACCUCCUAUGACCUCGAGGAGUUGGCCUCUGCCAUAGUUCAUUCAGCCAAAGAGAUGGAACACUUGGUGGGAAUUCAGAUGAGGUCCGUUCUACCCGUGGUACCAUGCCAAGGGCCAAGCUGCCCUGAUCAAACCUGCCGAGAGACAGUGUCCCUGGAGCCCAGGAUUGGGCCGUCUUACAGCACAGCCCGGCUCAGCAUCCUGACACCACGACACCAUCUGGGGAGGAACUGCUCCUGCAAUGGUACCACCUUGAGGUUCAGUGGCCAGAGCUACGUGCGGUACAGGCCCCUAGAGGCUCAGAACUGGCAGGUCCACUUCUAUCUGAAAACGCUCCAGCCAUGGGCUGUUCUAAUGUUCACCAACGAAACAAUCUCUCUUUCCCUGAAGCUGGCCAAUGGCUUCCUCCAGCUGGAAUAUGGCUGUCCAGGUGGUUUCUAUGGAAACCUUUCUUCCCAGCAUCCUGUGAAUAAUGGACAGUGGCACUCCAUGCUGUUGGAGGAGAGGGACACUUCCGUUCAUCUGUUGGUCGACACCACAGACAACACCUCCCUUGUCAUCCCAGAGGAAUGUCAGAGUCUGAGGACAGAAAGACAACUACUGCUGGGUGGCCUUGUCCCCUCAAAUCCUUCCUUGAAUGUUUCCUUGGGAUUUGAAGGCUGCCUGGAUGCUGUUGUGGUCAAUGGUGAGAGGUUAGAGCCACUUGGCCACGGAAAGAAGAUGGUGGGCUGGCUGGAAAGACAGGCCCUCACCCAAUGCUGCUGGCCCAGCACUGCCUGCAGCCAGAACCCAUGCCUCAACGGCGGGAGCUGCUCCCCUGCCCUUGGAUCAGGCUACCUGUGCAGAUGCCCCCCUCCGUUCUCUGGCAGGAACUGUGAACAUGGAAGGGAGAACUGCACUUCUGUGCCCUGCCAGGAAGGUGGCACAUGUGUCUCCUCCCCAGAAGGCACUUCCUGUAACUGUCCUCACCCUUACACAGGUGACAGGUGCGAGAUGGAAGCGCGGGGUUGCUCCGGAGGACACUGCCUCAUUACUCCCGAGAUUAAGAGCGGGGACUGGGGACAGCAGGAGCUUCUGAUCAUCAUAGUAGCUCUACCUCUCAUCAUCAUUGUCACCGUGGGGCUCCUCCUCUACUGCCGUCGCUGCAAGUCUCACAAGCCGGUGGCCAUGGAGGACCCAGACCUCCUAGCCAGGAGCAUUGGCGUCGACACCCAAGCUUCACCUGCCAUUGAGCUCGACCCCCUGAGCACCAGCUCCUGCAACAACUUGAACCAACAAGAGCCCAGCAAGACCUCAGUUCCAAGUGAACUUGUCACCUUCGGAACUAGCUCUAAACAGCGGCCGAUGGUGUGCAGCGUGCCGCCCAGGCUCCCACCAGCCGCUGUCUCCUCACACCCUGGCCAUGAGCCCAUCAUCAAGAGAACCUGGUCACGCGAGGAACUGGUAUACCCAAGCGGAGCUGCGGUCUGGCCCCCAACUUACUCCCGGAAGGAGCAUUGGGAAUACCCACACCCCGAAGCAAUGCAGGGUCCUCUGCCACCCUCUCCUCACCGCCAUGUCAGCCCUGCAGUGAUGCCAGAUCCCACGGGUCUCUAUGGUGGCUUCCCUUUCCCGCUGGAACUGGAAAACAAGCGGGCACCCCUCCCACCCCGUUACAGCAACCAGAACCUGGAGGACCUGAUGCCUCCACGACCUCCAAGUCCCCGUGAACACCUGCUUGCCCCCUGUCUCAACGAGUACACAGCCAUCAGCUACUACCACUCCCAGUUCCGCCAAGGAGGGGGUGGGCCCUGCCUGGCCGAGGGGGGCUAUAAGGGAGUGAGCAUGCGCCUCAGCAGAGCCGGGCCCUCCUAUGCUGACUGUGAAGUGAACGGUGGACCCGCGACAGGUCGGAGCCAACCUCGUGCACCCCCCAAUUAUGAGGGCUCGGACAUGGUAGAGAGUGACUAUGGGAGCUGUGAGGAAGUCAUGUUCUAGCUUCCGGCUCUCAGAGGAAGGCACGGGGAGUCCCAGGCCCUGCACUGUCUUCUAGUCUCAUGGGGAGUUAAGUUGGGUGUGACUAGGAGAGAGAAGGAAGCCACUACAUCCCCAGUCCAGAAGGCCAUCUCUUCAAAUGUGCUCUUCGGAUCCGCAGCUUGUCCUGGAGGGUGGAGGGAAGCUGAGGGUAGAGCUGUAAAAAGAGCGGUGGGGCCCCAGGGAAGAGGGGAUGCCCAGACAGGUGCACUCUGGGGUGAGACCUAGGAGGGCAAUCCCUCAGGUGGAUGGUCUCCCAGCCCCAACAAGAAAGAGCGCCAACUACUGGCUCAGCAUAUUUGGGCCACAUCCUCGGAGCUGCUCUCAGGCCCAUAGUGCAGGAGCCAGGUUUGUGCCCAACAGGCAACCAUGCCUGCAUCUGCUGUGGAUGGAAGACCCAGGGUCUUCUGAGAUCCAUGCGGUGACCUCUGAAGGAGCUGAAGGGCGAUCAGCCUUCCAGCAGGUACUCCAUCACCUGACUAUCAGCUUGGUGUGUACGUUUGGGCCAUCUAUGCCAAGUGUCUCAAGUCAGCGCCGUCCUGGGCACUGGGAGCAAUAGCGUCCUUGGGAGAUGAGUCACUUAGACCUCCAACUCCUGGAAGUCUUGUUGCUGAAGCUUCAGAAGGACUUGUCCCACCUCUGCUAGUGGGAUCUUGCCCAGAACCUUCUGCGUUGAAGAAUUCAGAUCUUGUGUAAUGCUGAGUUAAUUGUCCCAAGUUUCCCAGGCACUUUUGGCCAAAAGCAAGAAGGAAGAAGUUCAUUUGAAAAACUCUUAGGCACUUUUCAGCCUUGCUGUCUGGAUGUGUUUUCCCAAAGGGGUUCUUCUUGUCUGGACACAAGGAACUCAACUUAUUCAGGGCCAGGUGAAGGUGGAGAGCCAGCCAGCAGAUCCAGGCCAGACACCCUGCCCCCUCCCUCUUCUUCCUCACAGAUGUCUGCCAAUCAAGUGUUACCCACACUGACUCGAGCCUAUGCAUGGAGGGUCAGGGUGGGCACAUGUCUACACACUUGCGUACCCAUGGACAGUGUGUAUGUGCACAGGUGUAGAAAGUUAUGUAGCUCGGAGUAGCAGAGACCGGAAGCCAGGGAGACCUGUGGUGGCCUGAGCAACUCCGUCCUCUGCCAGUCCCUCUCUGGUCCACUGCCUUUUCACGUGUGUGGUUUUCAAGUCAGAAGUCAAAAGGAAGAGUCGCAGAGACUCUUACCCACGGGGCUGUCCACGAAGACAGCUGUGUGGGGAGGAUGCACUAGUGUGCCCCGUGUGACUGUGGGUGUGAGUGAUUGAUUGCACGAGUGGC